GCCAACUAUGCACGCACUGGCAUUCUGUGUUGUUGCCUAGCGCACAACCACAUGCUCUCUGAGUGAAACGGAACCGCCUCUACUAUUUUUCCUUCCUCUACGACGUUCACCAGCCACGAAUUCCAGUUUGCAGCAGAUAUCGUCUUUUUUGAACACGACUCUUCGACGUCCGUGUCUCGGACGGCAAUGUCUUCUGGGGGCACGUACGAGUCUGUCUUUAACACAUCAUCGCGGGAUGGGGAUUACGUCGGGGAUUACUUCAAGUUCUUCGUGUUCCUCCUCGUAGCCGCGUGCCUGAAGACAAUCCAGCGCCAGAUCCGCAUCCCCUACACUACGGUGGUGUACAUCCUGACGACAGCGCUCAUCAGCAGCAUGGUGAAGACGUCCGGUGAAACCAUCACUAUGUCGAAGGGAUUCCUGGGCGCCGUCGGGUCACAGGCUAUCAAGGUUUUCGUACCGGCUUUCGUCGUCCAUACAACGCAGGGCAUCAACAGCUACAUUUUCCGACGAUGUCACCUUGAGAUCAUUGUCUUCUCCAUUGGAACCUUCAGCAUGACCGCCGUCAUGACGUACCUGUACGCUUCUAAGCGGAUAGCAGAGAACUGGGCGUGGAGAGAAACCUUUUUCUUCGCCCUUUUUUUGUGCUCCGUGGAACGCAUGCCGCUCAGCGAUGUCCUCUUCGACGAAGGCCGGUUUCCUGUGAUCGCUACAAUGAUCCAGUCGGAAGCUCUGUUCAACACCGCCAUCACAUGGUUCCUGUACGGAUUAUAUGGUUCCUCUCCCGGAACCGCUGGAAGCCCCAAUCAAAACAGUGAGGUGAUGUUCACCCUUCACAGCCAGGUCGUAGCACUCUUUGUCGGUGCAGUUAUGGGGGGUGUGGCAAUCACGGCACUGCGUGUAAUCCCAUUUGGUAGCGACUCUUCCAUCAUAGUACUCCUGUGCGCCACCUACUUCACCUAUUUCUUCCUCGAGUCCAUUGGCAGCUCUGGUGUUACUGGUGUCAUCACCUGCACCAUGAUCGUCAACGCCCACCGUUUAAUCUCCUGCACAGAGCUUCAAGAUACCCUGGAAGACUAUUGGGCCGUGCUGUUUGAUGUUUCCGGGACAUUGGCGACAUUUGUGGCGGCGAUUUACACAGCCUUCAUGAUUUCGCACUAUUUCGGGGGUCUUGCCUACUCAGAGCUCUUCAUUUGCUAUGUUGCCAGAAUGUGCAUGCGGUUCAUCGCAGUCGCUCUGCUCUACCCAGUGAUGGGACAUUUCGGCUAUCGCAUUACAGUCAAGCAGGCGCUCGUGCUCAUAUGGAUGGGAGUGAAGGGAACCUACACCAUGUCCUUUGCCACACUCUAUCAUAUGAGCAAUUCCAACAUCCAUACCGAGAUGGUGUUGAAGUCAUUUGUGUUCAUCGCUUGGGACAUGCUGCUUAGUCAGGUUAUCAAUGUCUCACUCUUGCCUUGCAUCCUUCGAACGUUGGGUGUGAUCGAGGUUUCCGAAGUGGAGUGGAACACAAUGAGGGAAGCAGUCAUGUACAUCCAGGAGGCUGCCGACACAGCGAGGGUCAUUAACCACAGCGAUCCCAAUUUUCUGCUGGCCGAUUGGAAAUGGGUGAAGAACCACACGCGUAUCAUCAAUCCUCUGGAGGGAUCCUUUCGCUUCCACGCCAGGCGCUCUAAACGUGACAAGCGGAAAUCAAGUUCGAGGCAGUUGGAGAAACAGAGCGAGACUUUGGCCGUCGAGAACGUUCUCCGAAUAGAAUCGGUGAGCUUCGCUCGGCAACACAGGGAGGGAACCAUUCAGAAGAAGACAAUGAUGGCACUGUUGGCAGCAUUGCAAUAUCCUUACGACAAGAAAAUAUACUUGGACAUCGACAUCAUCAACUCUCUUGUCGAUAUUCCUGGGUGGAUCAUGCGGAUAAAGGGUCUUAUUGCCGAACCAACUGGCGAAGAGGAUCUUGUGUCCGACGAGAGCGCUUCGCUGUCCGAACGAAUUGCCAAGCCUCUGAGAGAAAAGUUGAUGGACCUCUUCGAACACGAGUACUACGAGAUGGUCAUCACUAACACGUCGCUCUCAUUUGUGCUCGUCUUGUGGGGAACCCUGGAAGCCAUUCAUGCGUAUCAUGAAUACAAUAUUUGGUUUGUGAUUGCCCUGGAAUUCUUCUACCUCACCAUGUUCUUAGUAGAAGUGGCCCUCAUGAUUUCGGCGUACGGGCAGAAGUUGGUAAACCUGGACAACUACAACAAGCUCGAUCUGAUCCUCGUUGCCAUCUGCUUCUGCUUGUUCAUGGUACAAAGUACGAUGUCGGCCGCAUCAAUGACACAGGCGCUCCAGGAGGGGAUUUCCGUCGCUUACAUCGCUGUUGUCGCAGCACGUCUUGUACAUGCUGUCAAAUACAUUGAGCUCAUAGGCGUAUGGGCAGCGUAUCUGCUCCACCGUUACUUAAACGCCGUCAUCUAUUGCGCCUAUGAAGCAGGGCAUGCCAUCGUGACUGGGGAGGAAGAGGUGCAGAAGAACGUCUGGAAAUUCGUAGACUCCCCUGACCUAGCCAUGGAGAUCCGUAGUAGGGCAACGGUCAACAGGUUGUCGGUACUACAUAAACUGGCUAUCAUCCAAUCCCGCUUUCCCGGAAUCGUGGUAGCCUUCCGUAGCCGCCAGGCGAGCACUGCUAUCCUAGGAGACUUGACCCGCCAACUGGCCGACAUGCAGAUGGACGGUCUUGUCGACGGCGAUGACUACCGACUGCUCCGUCUGAAAAUUCAGGCGAGACACAUGCGCAUAAUCGGCGAAGCCUGCAGCCUGCCCACAAGUUACAAGCCCAUUGCCAUGCUCAGAGUCAUUCCGUGGAUCAACUCGGACAUAAUACGCCAGUUUCUAGCGAUAAAGAUAAAGCCAGUCUCUUUCGGUCCCUGCGAUGUUAUCGUGGAGCGAGGCGAGGAGAACCCUAUUAUACUGACGUAUUCUGGUAUCUUAAAAAUCGAAGGGGAACACGAGGAACGCGGCGAUGGCGCCCUACCGAAUUCUGCGUCGCUCUCAUUUUAUUUCAACGAAGGCUAUUUUGUCGACUACGUUGCUUCACCCGCCUGCAUCGGAGAACUCGGCCUCAUCACCGAGGAAAUUUCUAUCACGAGGGUCGUUGCUGAAACUCAAAUCAAUGCUUACAUGGUACCUAGGGAGCGUGUGAUAAAGGCGAUGGAGAUAUUCACUCGCCCGCCCAGUUUUCUUUACCAGAUCUGGGCGCACAUCGCCAAAAAUAUUGGUCUGCUAAUCCUCCAGACCCAUCCCAAAUACCAGACGUGGCCAGCAGGACGCAUCAGGCGCCGUCUGGAGUCUUUUCUGAUGCCAAACCUGGAGAAUGCGUCCAAGCUGAUUCUCACUCCAGAUAUCCACGAUACUCUUCUCAUCCAGGGUGUCGCCAUCGACACCGAAUCUCAGGAGACCCUCACAGGGCCCAUGUAUAUUCCUCACCGCGUACGGAGGCUUAGUUUUCCGGGUAUCUACCACCACCGCGUUCGUCCGCUCCUCCUGAUCAUCGCAGACAAACGUUACCGGCUGCCCCCGGAGUUGGAUUGGCUGCGCCCUUGUGAAGGGGCCGAGGAUGACGAAGGCCAAUAUCGGGAGUACAUGAAUAAGGAAUUCGGGCAACAAGAACAGCCUCAGGUCUUCGUGGAGGAUGAAGAUUAACGCCUACUACAUGUCAUAUUUAUGAAUAAGGAAAAUAUAAUAGUCGGUGCUUAACACGCA
Messenger RNA from Ornithodoros turicata, 3735 nucleotides. RefSeq lists its product as uncharacterized. NCBI's taxonomy places the organism in Eukaryota, Metazoa, Arthropoda, Arachnida, Ixodida, Argasidae. Gene Ontology annotation, biological process: proton transmembrane transport; sodium ion import across plasma membrane; regulation of intracellular pH. The record is from RefSeq and is a predicted model, not a curated record. The transcript is spliced from 24 exons. Gene Ontology annotation, molecular function: potassium:proton antiporter activity; sodium:proton antiporter activity. Gene Ontology annotation, cellular component: plasma membrane. Bases 187 to 3675 code for a protein of 1162 amino acids.